GUCACUUUUCCGAGUUUUCCCUCUCGAUGGAAAUUUUCCAGCAAGAACUAAAAAUUAUGUUACAGAUAUUUGGACCAAACCAUAUUGCCCUUGUUAGUUGCUACAGCGACCUAGGUACUUUGUGCCAUGCGAAAGGUGAAUUGGAGGAAGCUAGUGAUUAUCAUCAACGAGCACUGAAAAUUGAAUUAGCACAAAUGGAGCCAAAUCAUAGUGGCAUUGCUGCCUCAUACAACAAUCUGGGUGUUGUUUGUAGCAAUAAAGGUGAUUUGGGGCAAGCUUGUGAUUAUUAUGAAAGAGCGCUGAAAAUUCAAUUAGAACAAUUAGGACCAAAUCAUAGUGACGUUGCUAAGUCAUACAACAACCUGGGUACUUGGUGUCAUAGGAAGGGUGAUUUGAAGAAAGCUAGUGAUUAUUAUCAACGAGCGCUGAAAAUUGAAUUGGAACAAUUCGGGGCAAAUCAUACUGUUAUUGCUAGUUUAUACAACAACCUGGGUAGUGUGUGUAGUGAUAAAAGUUAUUUGGAGCAAGCUAGUGAUUAUCAUGAACGAGCAUUGAAAAUUCAGUUAGAACAAUUGGGGCAAAAGCAUGUUGACGUUGCUAGGUCAUACAACGGCCUGGGUAUUGUGUGUGAGAAGAAAGGUGAUUUGGAGCAAGCUAAUGAUUAUUAUCAACGAGCGCUGAAAAUUUGGUUAAAACAAUUAGGGCCAAACCAUGUUGACGUUGCUACUUCAUACUACAACCUGGGUAAUCUGUGUAAAGAUAAGGGUGAUUUGAAGGAAGCUCGUGAUUAUCAUCAACGAGCUCUGAAAAUUCGGUUAGAACAAUUGGGGCCAAAUCAUGUCGACGUUGCUAGGUCAUACAACAACCUGGGUAUUGUGUGUGAGAAGAAAGGUGAUUUGGAGCAAGCUAAUGAUUAUCAUCAACGAGCGCUGAAAAUUCGGUUAGAACAAUUAGGGCCAAACCAUGAUGACGUUGCCAAGUCAUUCAACAACCUGGGUAUUGUGUGUAAAGAUAAAGGUGAUUUGGAGCAAGCUAAUGAUUAUUAUCAACGAGCGCUGAAAAUUCAGUUAGAACUAUUGGGGCCAAACCAUGUUAUGCUUGCUGCUUCAUACAACAACCUUGGUAAUGUGUGUAGUGAUAAAGGUGAUUUGGAGCAAGCUCAUGAUUAUUAUAAACGAGCGCUGAAAAUUCAGUUAGAACUAUUGGGGCCAAACCAUGUUGACCUUGUUAGUAUAUAUAACAACCUGGGUAAUGUGUGUAGUGAUAAAGGUGAUUUGGAGCAAGCUAAUGAUUAUUAUCAACGAGCGCUGAAAAUUCAGUUAGAAUUAUUGGGGCCAAACCAUGUUGACCUUGUUAGUAUAUAUAACAACCUGGGUAUUGUGUGUAGUGAUAAAGGUGAUUUGGAGCAAGCUAGUGAUUAUCAUCAACGAGCGCUGAAAAUUCAGUUAGAACAGUUGGGGCCAAACCAUGUUGAUGUUGCUUCUUCAUUCGCCCAACUGGGUGUUGUGUGUGAGAAUAAAGGUGAGUUGGAGCAAGCUAAUGAUUAUUAUCAACGAGCGCUGAAAAUUCAAUUGGAACACUUCGGGUCAAAUCAUAACGAUGUUGCUUAUUUUUACAACAACCUGGGUAAUGUGUGUCGUGAUAAAGGCUAUUUGGAGCAAGCUAGUGAUUAUUAUCAACGAGCACUGAAAAUUCAGUUAGAACAAUUGGGACCAAACCAUGUUGACGUUGCUACUUCAUACAACAACCUGGGUAGUUUGUGUCAUGGAAAGGGUGAUUUUGAUCAAGCUAGUGAUUAUCAUCAACGAUCGCUGAAAAUUAAGUUAGAACAAUUGGGGCCAAACCAUGUUAACCUUGCUACGUCAUACAACAAUCUGGGUAAUGUGUGUAGGGGGAAAGGUGAUUUGGAGCAAGCUAGUGAUUAUCAUCAACGAGCACUGAAAAUUCAGUUGGAACAUUUGGGCCCAAACAAUAUUGAUGUUGCUAAUUCAUACAACAACCUGGGUAUUUUGCAUCAUAAAAAGGGUGAUUUUGAUCAAUCUAGUGAUUAUUAUCAACGAGCGCUGAAAAUUCUGUUAGAACAAUUGGGGCCAAAGCAUGUUGAUGUUGCCAGUUCAUACAACAACCUGGGUGUUGUGUGUGCGGAUAAAGGCGAAUUGGAGCAAGCUAGUGAUUAUCAUCAACGAGCGCAGAAUAUUCAGUUAGAACAAUUAGGACCAAACCAUGUUGACCUUGCUAAGUCAUUACAUAACCUUGGUAUGGUGUGUGAGAAGAAAGGUGGUUUGGAUCAAGCUAGUGAUUAUUAUCUACGAGCGUUGAAAAUUCUGUUAGAACAAUUAGGACCAAGCCAUGUUGACGUUGCUAGUUCAUACAACAACCUGGGUACUUUGUGUCUUGAAAAGGGUGAUUUGGAGCAAGCUAGUGAUUAUCAUCAACAAGCGCUGAAAAUUCGGUUAGAACAAUUGGAGCCAAACCAUGUUGACGUUGCUACUUCAUACUACAACCUGGGUAAUGUGUGUAACAAUAAAGGUGAUUUGGAGCAAGCUAGUGAUUAUCAUCAACGAGCGCUGAAAAUUCGGUUAGAACAAUUGGGGCCAAACCAUGUUGAAGUUGCUAAGUCAUACAACAACCUGGGUAUUUUGUGUAAAAAUAAAGGUGAUUUGGAGCAAGCUAAUGAUUAUUAUCAACGAGCGCUGAAAAUUCGUUUAGAACAAUUGGGGCCAAACUAUGUUGACGUUGCUAAUUUAUACAACAACCUGGGUAAUGUGUGUAAAGAUAAAGGUGAUUUGGAGCAAGCUAAUGACUAUUAUCAAUGAGCGCUGAAAAUUCUGUUAGAACAAUUUGGGCCAAACCAUGUUGAACUUGUUAGUUUAUACUACAACCUGGGUAACUUGUGUAAGGAUAAAGGUGAUUUGGACCAAGCUAGUGAUUAUCAUCAACGUGCGCUGAAAAUUCGAUUGAAGCAAUUCGGACCAAACCAUGUUGAUGUUGCUUCUUGAUUCUUCCAACUGGGUGUUGUGUGCCUAUCAAAACGGGAUUUAGAUCACGCCAGAGAUUAUCUUCAACAGGCACUAAAUAUUCAAUUAGAGAAACUAGGACCAAUUCAUAAGGAUGUUCUUCGUUCCAACUUCUAUCUUGGCACAGUUUGCUUUGAGAAAGAAGAUUUCGAAGAUGCUAGCCAUUAUUUUAAAUCGUAUUAUGAAAUCCUGUUGGAACUGUUAGGAUCCUACCAUAAUAGUUGAACUUCUUCUCAUUGCGACCAGAGAGUAUUGUGUGCAGCCAUGAAUUUCGCUUCCAAGAAUCAUUGCUAUUCCCCGCAGGAAAUAAUACAUACCAGAUUCCGCUUAAAAAUGCCUCGUUUGGAUGCCUCAUAAAUUUAUUAACAAGCGAGGGCCAUAAAAUUAUUUCAAAACACACAACAUCAUCCUAGCUGUUUUUGCUCAUGAUAGCAACAGUUGAUUUAUUAAACAAUAUCCUCAAGCAAAAUAAAGAGAAAUAUUUCAAUCGCACGGAGUAAAGCCAGGCGCACACGACGCAAUUUUUGUCGUACGAUUUAAGUCGGCCGACUAAAUAUUUGCAUGCGUGAUGUCAUUUUUGGGGACUUUUUUCGGCUGACAGCAAUCUGAAUGUAUCAAAACAGUUUGAUGUUUGCCGACUAAAAUCGCAGUCGUUUGCGCGUGGCUUCAUCAUAACAUAUAAUAUGCUAUAAACAGACACGAAUAUUAUAACAUGCAUCGCAAAUUUCAAUAUAAUGCAAAUUAUCAAACUCUCCAACGAAUGCUGAAUAAGAAGGCUUAACCAUCAUAGUGCAUUUUACGACGGGACGGUGAGAGUACAAGUUGAUAACCAUAAUAAUUUUAUACUAAGCACAGAUAGAUUGUAAAUAAAUAUUAUAAAGUAUUGAUGAUUGUCAGACGACACGGCAAAGCGUCUUGAAAUCGCACGAAGUUGAAUUUGUCACAUGGAACACUCGUUAAUCAUUAAACAUUUUCAAUAUA
Dendronephthya gigantea is the source of this 3998-nucleotide messenger RNA. Its product is annotated as tetratricopeptide repeat protein 28-like. Gene Ontology annotation, cellular component: kinesin complex. The transcript has a single exon. Lineage: Eukaryota; Metazoa; Cnidaria; Anthozoa; Malacalcyonacea; Nephtheidae. Gene Ontology annotation, molecular function: protein binding. The record is from RefSeq and is a predicted model, not a curated record. The coding region runs from base 27 to 2816 and encodes 929 amino acids.